This is a messenger RNA of Podarcis raffonei (Aeolian wall lizard), 1060 nucleotides long. Its product is annotated as olfactory receptor 52E4-like. Bases 17 to 979 code for a protein of 320 amino acids. The record is from RefSeq and is a predicted model, not a curated record. Gene Ontology annotation, cellular component: membrane. Gene Ontology annotation, molecular function: olfactory receptor activity; G protein-coupled receptor activity. The transcript has a single exon. NCBI's taxonomy places the organism in Eukaryota, Metazoa, Chordata, Lepidosauria, Squamata, Lacertidae. Gene Ontology annotation, biological process: G protein-coupled receptor signaling pathway.
CAGAGGCAGGAGGAGAAUGCCACUGUCUAAUGCCACCCACUUUCAUUCCCCCACGUGCAUCUUGCUGGGGGUCCCGGGGCUGGAAGCUCUCCACUCCUGGAUCUCCAUCCCCUUCUGCCUCGGCUACGUCGUCGCUCUCCUGGGCAAUUGUACCAUCCUCUUCAUCAUCAAAACAGAAGCCAACCUCCACCAGCCCAUGUUCUACUUCCUCUCCGUCCUUUCGGCCAUCGACCUGGGCCUCUCCACCUCCACUCUGCCCAAGAUGCUGGCCAUCUUCUGGUUUGGACUCGGGGAGAUGAGCUUCGGCUCCUGCCUCGCCCAGAUGUUCUUCAUCCACACCUUCACGGGGAUGGAGUCUGUCGUGCUGCUAGCCAUGGCCUUUGACAGGUACGUGGCCAUCUGUGACCCCUUGAGGUACACCACCAUCCUGACCAAGCCACAGCUCGCCUGGAUGUGCGCUGGCGUGGCUCUGAGACCCUCCAUGCUGGUGCUGCCCAUUGCCCUGUUGACUCUCCGCCUGCCCUUCUGCAGCGACCACAUCAUCGUUGCCCACACCUACUGCGAGCACAUGGGCAUCGCCAAGCUGGCCUGUGCCGACAUCCGGGUCAAUGCCAUCUACGGCCUCUUCGCCAUUGCCUUCCUCAUGCUAGAUUUGGUCCUCAUUAUUCUGUCCUAUGUGCUGAUCUUGCAGUCUGUUUUCCGGCUCCCCUCCAAAGAGGCCCGGCUCAAAUCCCUGGGCACUUGUGCUUCCCACGUGGCCGUGAUUUGUGUCUUCUACACUCCUGCCUUCUUCUCCUUCCUCACCCACCGCUUUGGACGCAACAUCCCCCAUUAUGCACAUAUCCUCAUUGCCAACCUCUACGUCAUUUUGCCCCCGGUGCUCAACCCCGUCAUUUACGGCAUCCGGACCCGGGAGCUGCGCAGGAGGAUCCUGCAGUUCUUCUUCUCCAAAAGGGCGCCUUUCUCCAGCGUCUCCUGAUUAUCCUGCCUUGCAGGGGGUUGGACUAGAUGACCCCCAGGGUCCCUCCCCACUCUACGAUUCUAUUUUGCAUUCCUACAA